Sphaeramia orbicularis (orbiculate cardinalfish) is the source of this 10492-nucleotide messenger RNA. RefSeq names its product IgGFc-binding protein-like. NCBI's taxonomy places the organism in Eukaryota, Metazoa, Chordata, Actinopteri, Kurtiformes, Apogonidae. Gene Ontology annotation, molecular function: protein binding. The transcript is spliced from 31 exons. The record is from RefSeq and is a predicted model, not a curated record. Bases 192 to 9914 code for a protein of 3240 amino acids.
UGCCUCUUCUGCUGGAUGGAGGUCUUGUUUCUAUUUAUGCAAGUGGACUUCGCACAUUUGUAGAUACAGAUUUUGGCCUCAGUGUCUCUUAUGAUGGACGGAGUACAGUGUCAAUCACCGUACCUUCAAAUUACAGUGGGAGAACUUGUGGUCUCUGUGGAAACUUCAAUGGAAACCGAAAUGAUGACUUCAUGACUCCAUCUGAAGUGGUUGUCACCUCUCCAUCUGAGUUUGGGACUGCUUGGAAGGUGGAAGGGAACUACAGCUGCAGUGAUGGGUGUGGCACUUCCUGUCCUCAAUGUACCAAUGACCAACCUGCUAGAGCUCAGUGUGAAGUGAUUACAGCAGCUGAUGGUCCCCUCAGCUUCUGCCAUCAGCAGGUGGACCCAACGCCAUACUUCAAUGACUGUGUAUAUGAUUUCUGUGUGUCGGAAAAUCAAGGCUAUGAUCUUGUGUGCAGAUCUAUUCAGGCAUAUGUCAGUGCCUGUCAGUCUGCUAAUGUCCGAAUCUACGCUUGGAGACAAAACACUACAUGUAGCAUUGACUGUCCAGCCAACAGCCAUUAUGAGCUGUGUGGGACUGACUGUGGCCACACCUGUGCCAGCAGCAUUGAUGCCACCUGUGAGCAUGUUUGCUCUGAAGGAUGUUUCUGUGAUGAGGGAUUCCUGAGGAGUGGGACUGGGUGUGUUCCAGCGGAAAACUGUGGCUGCCAGUAUGAUGGCUCCUACUAUAGUGCUGGUGAAUCCUUUUGGACCGAUGGCUGCUUCCAAAAUUGUGCAUGCCAUGCUCCCAAUGACCUGCGUUGUUCUUCUGCAUCCUGCACCGUUUCACAACAGUGUACCAUCAGAAAUGGCCAGCUGGGCUGUUUUGAUCAGAAUUGCAUCUUUGAGGGUGAGCCUGUGCAGCUGGGUGACUCAUUCUGGAGUGACAGUACGUGUGCACAAAAGUGCACCUGCACCUCAUCAGGCCUGCAGUGUCAGAACCAGCCCUGCACCUUUUCUCAAAUAUGCCAACGUGAUGAGUUUCAAUUUUCCUGUCAAGCAAUCCAGAGGCGAACCUGCACCAUAAGUGGUGAUCCACAUUAUUAUACUUUUGAUGGGGCUGUGUUUCACUUCCAAGGCACGUGUACGUACAUUCUGUCUGAGCAAUGUGGUGAUGGACAGCCCUACUAUAGAGUAGAAGGUUCUAAUGAGCAUCGAGGCAGCACGCAUGUCUCUUGGACACGACUGGUCAAAGUGUUUGUUUAUAAUGAAACCAUUGAGCUUGUAAAAGGACGUCGUGGUGCGGCCAAAGUCAAUGGGCAAUUCAUGACCACACCCUUCUUCCUCAACAAUGGCACAGUCCAAGUUUAUGAAUCAGGUUUUUCUGUGACCAUCAGCACUGUCUUUGGAUUAGUUGUAUCCUAUGACGCAUAUCAUCAUGUGAAGAUCAGUGUCCCCUAUGGUUACCAGAAUAAGACAUGUGGCCUGUGUGGGGACUUCAACAGUCACCCAGAGGACGACUUUCGAACUCGGCAAGGCGUAGUUGUGAGCUCUGAUGUUGUCUUCGCCAACAGCUGGAAAGCACCAGGAGAAGAUGAUGAUGGUUGUGGGACUGGGUGUGGAGGUCUGGGCUGUGCUUCCUGUACUGAUGCUCAGACAGCUUUAUACGGCAACAGUGAUCAUUGUGGUAUUCUUCAGAACAGCUCUGGGCCUUUUGCUGCUUGCCAUGAAGAGCUUCCCCCACAAAACUUCGUGGAGAGUUGUGUUUUUGACCUGUGUGUCGGGCGAGGAUACCAACCUAUUCUUUGCCAAGCCCUAAGUGCAUAUGCAAGUCAGUGUCAACAGAAUGGUGUACAGCUGCCUAGCUGGAGGAGACAGGGCUUCUGUGAAAUCCCCUGCCCAGCCAACAGCCACUUUGAGUCCCAGGGUACAGGAUGUCCUGCCACCUGCGUCAAUCCUAAUUCUACCCAGAACUGCCCCCUCCCUGCUCAGGAGAGCUGCAUCUGUAAUUCAGGUUACAUCCUCAGCGGUGGGAACUGUGUCCCUCAUGCUCAGUGUGGCUGCAGUUUUGAGGGAAACUACUACCACUCUGGAGAGACUGUAAUAUUAGACCAAGACUGUGGGAGACGGUGUAACUGCAGUUAUGGCUCUAUGAGCUGUCAGCCCUAUGGUUGUGGUCCACUUGAAUCCUGCAGGUUGGAGGAAGGAGAAAGAGGAUGCAGACCUAACAGCUUUGGCACAUGUUGGAUCAGGGGCCCAGGGUCAUAUCAAACAUUUGAUGGGUUGACAUACCAGUAUCCUGGGGCUUGUCAGCUGACCCUUGCCAAAGUAAUGGGAAUGUCCAGUCACCCCCACUUUGUAGUAAGUGCAGAAAAAGUCCCCCAAGCCCAGCAGGGCUUUGCUCGGGUACUAAAAUUUGAGGCACAGGGAACACAUGUGUCCAUUGAGAUGUCCAGCCACAGCAGAGUACAGGUUGAUGGCCAGCUCAUCAGACUACCAUUCACAUCAGCCAACAGUGGAAUUCAGAUUUAUCACAGCAGCAUUCACAGCAUCGUCCUUCACACUUCCUUUGGUGUAACUGUGCAGACAGUCUGGCCGCACUUUGUCAGAAUCACUGCACCAGUUGUUUACAGUAGUUCAAUAGGAGGACUCUGUGGUAAUUUCAAUGGUCACCCUCAUGAUGACUUCCGCACACCCAAUGGUAUCUUGGUGAACAGUUCUCAGGCAUUUGGGGACAGUUGGCGAGAUGGCUCCCUCAGUGCACACUGUGUGGAAACUAUGGAUCAUAACAAUGAAACUAAUUUCAACACUACAGAGCACUGUGGCCUCCUUGCAUUGUCAGGUGGGCCAUUUUCUGCAUGUUGGGACAGGGUGAAUCCAUGGCAACAGGUGGAUGUAUGUGUGGAGAUUUUGAGGUCCUCUGCAAAUCCAGCAUCAGCGCUGUGUGAGGUCUUCCGAGAUUAUGCACUGAUGUGCCAACAGAAGGGUGUUACCCUCGGACAUUGGAGGAAUGCAACUGGCUGUGAGCUGACCUGUCCAUCAAACAGCCAUUAUGAAGUCUGUGGAGAUUCUUGUCCUUCCACAUGCCCCAGCCUCUCCUUCCCUUUCUCCUGUAACACUCCGUGCCAGGAGGGUUGUCAGUGCGAUGAUGGUUUUGUCCUCAAUGGGAACCAGUGCGUACCACCAACAGGCUGUGGAUGCCACCACCAAGGCCGCUAUCGGCAGGGAGGAGAACAGUUCUGGGUUGGCGAUGAAUGUCAGAGCCUGUGUUCCUGUGAUGGUAUUACUGGACUGGUUCACUGUGUCCCCAAUUCCUGUGGUGCCCAGGAGUCCUGUCGUGUGGUUGGAGGAGAGUACGGCUGCCAUCCCAGUCCUCAUGGCACCUGCUCUGCAUCAGGUGACCCUCACUAUCUGACCUUUGAUCGAAAUGCCUAUGACUUCCAGGGAACCUGCCGCUAUGUUCUGGCAACGCUUUGUAAUGACACCACUGGACUCCACCAGUUUUCUGUGGAGGCCAGGAAUGAGGCAUGGCGAGGGCUGCCAGUUUCAAUCACUGCUGAGGUUUUUGUGAAUGUGUGGGGCUACAGAGUGCAUAUGUCAAGGCAGAACCAUGGUGUGGUAAAGGUGGAUGGCAUAACUAAGAAUUUGCCUCUUCUGCUGGAUGGAGGUCUUGUUUCUAUUUAUGCAAGUGGACUUCGCACAUUUGUAGAUACAGAUUUUGGCCUCAGUGUCUCUUAUGAUGGACGGAGUACAGUGUCAAUCACCGUACCUUCAAAUUACAGUGGGAGAACUUGUGGUCUCUGUGGAAACUUCAAUGGAAACCGAAAUGAUGACUUCAUGACUCCAUCUGGAGUGGUAGUCACCUCUCCAUCUGAGUUUGGGACUGCUUGGAAGGUGGUAGGGAACUACAGCUGCAGUGAUGGGUGUGGCACUUCCUGUCCUCAAUGUACCAAUGACCAACCUGCUAGAGCUCAGUGUGAAGUGAUUACAGCAGCUGAUGGCCCCCUCAGCUUCUGCCAUCAGCAGGUGGACCCAACGCCAUACUUCAAUGACUGUGUAUAUGAUUUCUGUGUGUCGGAAAAUCAAGGCUAUGAUCUUGUGUGCAGAUCUAUUCAGGCAUAUGUCAGUGCCUGUCAGUCUGCUAAUGUCCGAAUCUACGCUUGGAGACAAAACACUACAUGUAGCAUUGACUGUCCAGCCAACAGCCAUUAUGAGCUGUGUGGGACUGACUGUGGCCACACCUGUGCCAGCAGCAUUGAUGCCACCUGUGAGCAUGUUUGCUCUGAAGGAUGUUUCUGUGAUGAGGGAUUCCUGAGGAGUGGGACUGGGUGUGUUCCAGCGGAAAACUGUGGCUGCCAGUAUGAUGGCUCCUACUAUAGUGCUGGUGAAUCCUUUUGGACCGAUGGCUGCUUCCAAAAUUGUGCAUGCCAUGCUCCCAAUGACCUGCGUUGUUCUUCUGCAUCCUGCACCGUUUCACAACAAUGUACCAUCAGAAAUGGCCAGCUGGGCUGUUUUGAUCAGAAUUGCAUCUUUGAGGGUGAGCCUGUGCAGCUGGGUGACUCAUUCUGGAGUGACAGUACGUGUGCACAAAAGUGCACCUGCACCUCAUCAGGCCUGCAGUGUCAGAACCAGCCCUGUACCUUUUCUCAAAUAUGCCAACGUGAUGAGUUUCAAUUUUCCUGUCAAGCAAUCCAGAGGCGAAUCUGCACCAUAAGUGGUGAUCCACAUUAUUAUACUUUUGAUGGGGCUGUGUUUCACUUCCAAGGCACGUGUACGUACAUUCUGUCUGAGCAAUGUGGUGAUGGACAGCCCUACUAUAGAGUAGAAGGUUCUAAUGAGCAUCGAGGCAGCACGCAUGUCUCUUGGACACGACUGGUCAAAGUGUUUGUUUAUAAUGAAACCAUUGAGCUUGUAAAAGGACGUCGUGGUGCGGCCAAGGUCAAUGGACAAUUCAUGACCACACCCUUCUUCCUCAACAAUGGCACAGUCCAAGUUUAUGAAUCAGGUUUUUCUGUGACCAUCAGCACUGUCUUUGGAUUAGUUGUAUCCUAUGACGCAAAUCAUUAUGUGCAGAUUAGUGUCCCCUAUGGUUACCAGAAUAAGACAUGUGGCCUGUGUGGGGACUUCAACAAUCACCCAGAGGACGACUUUCGAACUCGGCAAGGCGUAGUUGUGAGCUCUGAUGUUGUCUUCGCCAACAGCUGGAAAGCACCAGGAGAAGAUGAUGAUGGUUGUGGGACUGGGUGUGGAGGUCUGGGCUGUGCUUCCUGUACUGAUGCUCAGACAGCUUUAUACGGCAACAGUGAUCAUUGUGGUAUUCUUCAGAACAGCUCUGGGCCUUUUGCUGCUUGCCAUGAAGAGCUUCCCCCACAAAACUUCAUGGAGAGUUGUGUUUUUGACCUGUGUUUCGGGCGAGGAUACCAACCUAUUCUUUGCCAAGCCCUAAGUGCAUAUGCAAGUCAGUGUCAACAGAAUGGUGUACAGCUGCCUAGCUGGAGGAGACAGGGCUUCUGUGAAAUCCCCUGCCCAGCCAACAGCCACUUUGAGUCCCAGGGUACAGGAUGUCCUGCCACCUGCGUCAAUCCUAAUUCUACCCAGAACUGCCCCCUCCCUGCUCAGGAGAGCUGCAUCUGUAAUUCAGGUUACAUCCUCAGCGGUGGGAACUGUGUCCCUCAUGCUCAGUGUGGCUGCAGUUUUGAGGGAAACUACUACCACUCUGGAGAGACUGUAAUAUUAGACCAAGACUGUGGGAGACAGUGUAACUGCAGUUAUGGCUCUAUGAGCUGUCAGCCCUAUGGUUGUGGUCCACUUGAAUCCUGCAGGUUGGAGGAAGGAGAAAGAGGAUGCAGACCUAACAGCUUUGGCACAUGUUGGAUCAGGGGCCCAGGGUCAUAUCAAACAUUUGAUGGGUUGACAUACCAGUAUCCUGGGGCUUGUCAGCUGACCCUUGCCAAAGUAAUGGGAAUGUCCAGUCACCCCCACUUUGUAGUAAGUGCAGAAAAAGUCCCCCAAGCCCAGCAGGGCUUUGCUCGGGUACUAAAAUUUGAGGCACAGGGAACACAUGUGUCCAUUGAGAUGUCCAGCCACAGCAGAGUACAGGUUGAUGGCCAGCUCAUCAGACUACCAUUCACAUCAGCCAACAGUGGAAUUCAGAUUUAUCACAGCAGCAUUCACAGCAUCAUCCUUCGCACUUCCUUUGGUGUAACUGUGCAGACAGUCUGGCCGCACUUUGUCAGAAUCACUGCACCAGUUGUUUACAAUAGUUCAAUAGGAGGACUCUGUGGUAAUUUCAAUGGUCACCCUCAUGAUGACUUCCGCACACCAAAUGGUAUCUUGGUGAACAGUUCUCAGGCAUUUGGGGACAGUUGGCGAGAUGGCUCCCUCAGUGCACACUGUGUGGAAACUAUGGAUCAUAACAAUGAAACUAAUUUCAACACUACAGAGCACUGUGGCCUCCUUGCAUUGUCAGGUGGGCCAUUUUCUGCAUGUUGGGACAGGGUGAAUCCAUGGCAACAGGUGGAUGUAUGUGUGGAGAUUUUGAGGUCCUCUGCAAAUCCAGCAUCAGCGCUGUGUGAGGUCUUCCGAGAUUAUGCACUGAUGUGCCAACAGAAGGGUGUUACCCUCGGACAUUGGAGGAAUGCAACUGGCUGUGAGCUGACCUGUCCAUCAAACAGCCAUUAUGAAGUCUGUGGAGAUUCUUGUCCUUCCACAUGCCCCAGCCUCUCCUUCCCUUUCUCCUGUAACACUCCGUGCCAGGAGGGUUGUCAGUGCAAUGAUGGUUUUGUCCUCAAUGGGAACCAGUGCGUACCACCAACAGGCUGUGGAUGCCACCACCAAGGCCGCUAUCGGCAGGGAGGAGAACAGUUCUGGGUUGGCGAUGAAUGUCAGAGCUUGUGUUCCUGUAAUGGUAUUACUGGACUGGUUCACUGUGUCCCCAAUUCCUGUGGUGCCCAGGAGUCCUGUCGUGUGGUUGGAGGAGAGUACGGCUGCCAUCCCAGUCCUCAUGGCACCUGCUCUGCAUCAGGUGACCCUCACUAUCUGACCUUUGAUCGAAAUGCCUAUGACUUCCAGGGAACCUGCCGCUAUGUUCUGGCAACGCUUUGUAAUGACACCACUGGACUCCACCAGUUUUCUGUGGAGGCCAGGAAUGAGGCAUGGCGAGGGCUGCCAGUUUCAAUCACUGCUGAGGUUUUUGUGAAUGUGUGGGGCUACAGAGUGCAUAUGUCAAGGCAGAACCAUGGUGUGGUAAAGGUGGAUGGCAUAACUAAGAAUUUGCCUCUUCUGCUGGAUGGAGGUCUUGUUUCUAUUUAUGCAAGUGGACUUCGCACAUUUGUAGAUACAGAUUUUGGCCUCAGUGUCUCUUAUGAUGGACGGAGUACAGUGUCAAUCACCGUACCUUCAAAUUACAGUGGGAGAACUUGUGGUCUCUGUGGAAACUUCAAUGGAAACCGAAAUGAUGACUUCAUGACUCCAUCUGAAGUGGUUGUCACCUCUCCGUCUGAGUUUGGGACUGCUUGGAAGGUGGAAGGGAACUACAGCUGCAGUGAUGGGUGUGGCACUUCCUGUCCUCAAUGUACCAAUGACCAACCUGCUAGAGCUCAGUGUGAAGUGAUUACAGCAGCUGAUGGUCCCCUCAGCUUCUGCCAUCAGCAGGUGGACCCAACGCCAUACUUCAAUGACUGUGUAUAUGAUUUCUGUGUGUCGGAAAAUCAAGGCUAUGAUCUUGUGUGCAGAUCUAUUCAGGCAUAUGUCAGUGCCUGUCAGUCUGCUAAUGUCCGAAUCUACGCUUGGAGACAAAACACUACAUGUAGCAUUGACUGUCCAGCCAACAGCCAUUAUGAGCUGUGUGGGACUGACUGUGGCCACACCUGUGCCAGCAGCAUUGAUGCCACCUGUGAGCAUGUUUGCUCUGAAGGAUGUUUCUGUGAUGAGGGAUUCCUGAGGAGUGGGACUGGGUGUGUUCCAGCGGAAAACUGUGGCUGCCAGUAUGAUGACUCCUACUAUAGUGCUGGUGAAUCUUUCUGGACAGAUGGUUGCUCCAAGAGAUGUGAAUGCCAUGCCCCCAAUGACCUGCGCUGUUCUUCUGCAUCUUGUACCCCUUCACAAGAUUGCACCAUCCAAAAUGGUCAGCUAGGCUGUUACAGCACAAUGUCUACUUGCACUGUGUGGGGUGAUCCACACUAUGUCACAUUUGAUGGUGCACUUGCCCAUUUCCAGGGCACAUGCUCUUACAUCAUUAGUGAAAGAGUGAACCAAGAUGACAGUGAAACCCACUUUACGGUGGUGGCCACCAACAAUCACUGUAGCAACGAUCGUGUAUCAUUGGUGUCAGCAGUAGAUGUAUACCUCUCUAAUCAAAUGGACAGUGUCUACAUCAGAAUUGGAGUCAACAAAAUUGUAAUGGUCAAUGGCAGUGAGGUGUCUCUGCCCACCACUGCAGGAUCCUUAGCUCGAGUGCUAAGACAGGGACACUACAUAGUGGUAGAUGCCAUUAAUGUGAUUGUUCAGUAUGAUGGCCAGAGUACUUUACUGGUCAGAAUUGAUAGAACUCUUACAAAACAAGUCACUGGGAUGUGCGGUAACUUUGAUGGUGAUCCUGCAAAUGACAAGGUUUUACCUGAUGGCACACCUGCACAGAAUGACUAUGAUUUUGGACAGAGCUGGAAGUCAUCAACAAGCCAACCAGGAUGUGGAUCCAAUGACAGUCUGACAUCAACACCCUGUCCCUCAGUGAAUGCAAACUCUGAUCUCUGCAAUAUCAUCACCAACACCAGUGGCCCCUUCAGUACCUGUCACCUCCACUCUGACCCACAACCAUUUUUCACUUCCUGUGUGUACGAUCUCUGUCUUAACACUCCAGCCAAUGACAUGCUGUGCUCGACUGUCUCAGCCUACGAGAGAACCUGCUCUGUUUUGGGUCUGGACAUCCCUGAGUGGCGCUCUGAUUUGCACUGUGCUGAGUCAGACCCCUGUGAACAUCUGGACUGUACAGAUCAUGAGUGGUGUGGUGAGAAGGACGGUGUUUAUGGCUGUUUCUGUGAUGAACACCACCAUCGGCCCAACAAUCAAAGCUAUGAUUCAUCCAUCACUUGUGUCAGUAGUUCAGGCACCAUGUCGGUGUCCCGCUGCCAGCUGUUUGAAGCAGGAUUCCACUCUGCUGCUCUUCAUCUCAGAGAACACUCCUGUAACGGGACCAUACAGGACGGACGACUGGUGUUCCACUUCGACAAUGACGACCAGCUGUGUGGAACACUUCUCACAAGCAAUGGAACCCAUUUCAUCUAUGAUAACGUCAUCCAGGGUGACGUGGACCCACAUGAAGGUUUCAUCAGCCGCCAGAAGAACAUUCAUCUCCGUUUCUGCUGUGAAUAUCCUCUGGUUCAGGCUACAUCUAUGGAAGUGGGCAUCAACCCUGUAGAGAGCAUUGUGGACAAGAAACUUCCAGCUGGUGAGGGUCACUAUCGAGUGAGGAUGACUCCCUACCGGGAUUCUGGCUUCCGCUACUCCCUCACCAGUACCAGCAACAUAGAAAUUGAAAUUAACCAGAGGUUAUACAUUGAGGUGCAGACACAAGGAAUUGAUGGAAGCCAGCUUUCCACUGUCUUGGACUCUUGCUGGGCCACGCCUCUCAACAUCCCCAACCACCCUGUCCACUGGGAUCUCAUUCGUGAAGAGUGUCCUAACCCAGAUGAUACGACAGUUGAACUGCUACAGAACGGCGUCUCUACAGCAGCUCGUUUCUCCUUCAGGAUGUUCACUUUUACCAACUUCCCAUCCAUCUACCUACACUGCAGGGUCCACCUGUGCCUCCUGAGAAACAAUGACUGCACAGCUCACUGCUACCCUGGUUUCCACAGGAGAGUUCAAAGGGAUGUUUCUUUCCAUGACACUGCAGAAAUCUCACUAGGACUGCUAAGCCGUACCCAUAUCUAAGAAAUCAUGAAAACAAGGAGGCUAGAUGUCCUUGGUGACGAUCUAUUCUGUGUGCAUUCUGCUGAAAAUCUUGCUUAAAAAGAUUAAAUACUAUCCAUCAUAAUUGUUUUCAUACAUAAUCUCAGGGUGUAAAUUCAGGAACUUUAAUUUUAUUCUCACAGUAAAAACAUAUAAGAUGAACAGUCAUAAAAGAAAAAAAAAACACAAGUGUUAAUUUUAAAGGUUAUAUUAAAACCAGGGAGUUGGAUUGUGCUUCUGGAUUGUAUUUGAAAUUGUGUUUUCCUUGCAUUGUUUGUCUGUUAUCACAUUAUAAUCAGAAUUUAUUUGGAUAAACAGUAGAAACCAGUUUCAUUUAACAUACUGAGGCUUAAUCCUAUUGUUCCUUUGCUGUAUGAUCGCUGUAUGAUGUUAAUCAGUAUUAUCCUCACUUCAUUCACUGUAAUUAUUGUAUAUCUUCAAUCAGAAAUGUAGGAAUUGGGUAUAAUUAAGUUUAAUGGGACAAAUAUAUUACUUGUAUGGAGUGUAUAAGUCAGUCCAGGUUUCUCUGUGGAUCAUAAUAAAGGGUUGUGAGCAAAACA